This is a messenger RNA of Vairimorpha ceranae, 867 nucleotides long. RefSeq lists its product as hypothetical. Bases 1 to 867 code for a protein of 288 amino acids. The transcript has a single exon. The record is from RefSeq and is a predicted model, not a curated record. NCBI's taxonomy places the organism in Eukaryota, Fungi, Microsporidia, Nosematidae.
AUGUUCAUUCUCACCAAUUUCAAUCUAGAAGAUAAAAUUCUCUUAGACAUUAAAAAAGAACAAGAUACAUUUUCUUUUACACAACAAAUAGAUAACAUUACAAUAAUAGGUAAAGAAAAAGAAUAUAACUGUAAUUUCUAUGUACUAGAAAGUACUGAUGAAGAUGUACUUAAUCUUACAGGACUUGUAAAAUCUACUGUAUUAGAAUGCGAAGUGGUGUAUGAAACAGGUAUUGUACAAAAUGACUACAAUGUCACUGAUCUUAUAAGAUCAUUUGGUAGUAAACACAGUAUUGAAAGAUUAAGGAAUGUAGAGACAGAUGGAUACCUAAAAAGUAUUAAUAAAAAGGUUAGUAAUAAGAUACAAAUACUACCAAAGAUACAAGAUAGUAGUAAUCUACUAGAUAUAUUUUUACUAGAAGAUAUGUUUAAUGAAAAUAUUAUAAAAAUAUUUAGUAAAAUAAAUAUAGAAAAUGUAGAUCUAUUAGAUGUCACUAAGAGAUUCUAUGAUGGUGCACCUGAUAAAUGUACUAGAAUCUUAUUACUCGAUGCACUACUAAAACUACUUAACUUUAAAUUUAUUACUGAUGAUGUAUUUGAUACAUCUUCUUAUUCAUGUUUAAUACCUUUUAUUAAAGAUGAUAUAGAGAAUAGAAGACUUUCUAAGAUAUCUAGAGAUAAAUUGAUAAUAAAAGUAUAUAUUCUUAUUUUACAACUUAGUGAAGGAAAAGUAAAGUUAAGUAGUGUACCAUCUUUUAAUCAGAAAAUAGAUACAGUAAUAAGUUACUUUAGACUAUUAGGAUGUAUUUAUAAUAGAAAUACAGAUGAGAUAAAGUUGGUGAAUAAACCUAUGGAGUACAUUAAAUGA